AUGUAUGCCUUUCCUUGGCUGCUCCUUUUCCUGCUGCUCCAGGAGGCCAAAGGAGACUCUGGAGAUGAUGUGGAUCCUGAGGAAGUGGUUGCGGUCCUUCAGGAGUCCAUCAUCCUCCCCCUGGAAAUACCGCCCGAUGAAGAGGUUGAGAACAUCCUCUGGUCCUCCCACAAAACCCUUGCAACUGUAGUGCCAGGGAAAGAGGGACAUCCAGCUACCAUCAUGGUGACCAACCCACAGUACCAGGGCCGAGUGAGCCUCCUGGACCCCAGCUAUUCCCUGCAUAUCAGCAAUCUGAGCUGGGAGGACUCGGGGCUUUACAAGGUUCAAGUCAACCUGAGAUCAUCCCAGAUCUCUAUCAUGCAGGAGUACGAUCUCCGUGUCUACCGACGGCUGUCAAAGCCCCACAUCACCGUGAAGUUUGAGAUCUCUGGGGAAGGUGCCUGCAAUAUGUCCCUGAUGUGCUCUGUGGAGAAGGCAGGCAUGGACGUGACCUACAGCUGGCUCUCCUGGGGGGAUAGCACUUACACAUCCCAUGAAGGCCCUGUCCUCAGCACAGCCUGGAGUCCGGGGGACAGGGCCCUCUUCUACACUUGCAGAGCCAGCAACCCCAUCAGCAACAUCAGUUCUCGCCCCAUCCCUGCUGGGCCCUUCUGUGCAGAUCCUGACUAUGCUUCUGAGAAGCCCUCAACAGACUUCUGCCUCUUGACCAAGGGAUUGCUCAUCUUCUUGCUCUUGCUAAUUCUGGCCAUUGGGAUCUGGGUCAUCCAAGUCUGGAAAAGAUGCAGAAUGCCAAGGAUGAAGAAACUCAGGAGAAACAGAAUGAAAUUGAGAAGGAAGGCAAAGCCUGGCUCUAGCACUUCCUGACUGCUCCUUGGGAACCCCAGUCUUGAGCUUGGUUUCUUCCCAGCACCCAGAGAAUGCUUCCUCAACUUCCUUCUAGGGGAAGGAGGUGCUCGGGGGUGGAUAUGCAGUGAGCCAUGCUUCUGAGGGAAGAUUGGCUGCCAAUAAAGUCAAAUUAGGCGACCACAA
Saimiri boliviensis boliviensis (Bolivian squirrel monkey) is the source of this 1032-nucleotide messenger RNA. It is a transcript of the gene SLAMF9, whose product is annotated as SLAM family member 9. Lineage: Eukaryota; Metazoa; Chordata; Mammalia; Primates; Cebidae. Gene Ontology annotation, biological process: T cell activation; plasmacytoid dendritic cell cytokine production. The record is from RefSeq and is marked validated. Gene Ontology annotation, cellular component: membrane; external side of plasma membrane.